CAUGGAGUCCUUCUCUUCGUGCUGAAGGAGUACGUCGCCAUGAACGACGACCUCUGUCAGCGGUUCGAUCUCAAUGCACAUCUCAUUCGAUGCGAGCAGAUAUUCGUCGCAGCGCUGGAACAUUACGAGGUCCUUGUCGUACCAAGCUUCGAAAACAUUCUGGCUCUGACGAUGGGCAUGAUCAAAGCCCAAGGCGAAGCCAAGCCCUCUUUGUACUGGACGCUCGCAUGCGCCGCCGCAACCCAAUGCCAAUCCCUCGGGUACCACCGAGAAGCCAGCUAUCGCAACAUCCCGUCCGGUAAGGCGGACAGCAUCCGGCGGCUGUUCUGGACGGUGUACUGCUUCGACAAGAAUAUGUCCCUGUUGCUGGGCCGCGUCUCCAACCUGCACGGCCUCGCCAUCGACACGCGCCACCCGGCAAUGGCCACCGACCGGGCGCUGCGGCCGUGGGACGAGUCGUUCAUCAUGGGAAUUCGACUGGCCGAACUGCAGGACCGGGUGCUUACGGGCCUUUACUCACUUGGGACGGCGAGUAAAGGUCCGUCGGAACGGGCCCGACUUAUCCGUGACCUGGCAGCUGCGAUGGAAGAGUGGCGUGUCGAGUUUACGCAACAGAUCAACGCAGAGGCCGUCAACAACGCGCAAGUCUUCCACCUCUCCCGCGGCAACUGGGACAUAGCAUACUACUCGACCUUGACGCUCCUGCACCACGCCUCCUCCGCCACAGAGACGGGCCUCUACGUCGGCUCACCAUGCGUCCACGCCGCCCGCAAUAGCCUGCAAGCUCAUCUCCAAUGCUUUCCGCAGUAUCAGGACUCCCGUCUUCUCUCGGACGGGGAAUACAUCAAUUGGAUCCUCCUCUACUCCUCCUUCACCCCCUUCCUCGUCACCUUCCUCCACGCCAUCGCCGCCAAAGACCCGGAGAGCGUCGCCCUCCUUGUCCGCGUCGUCGGCACGCUGGAGAAUCUCCGGUCCCCACCAUCCCAGCAGACCUCGGGCGCGGAGUGUCUGUAUCAGAUCUGCGCGACUUUCGCGCAACUGGCGCAAAAGCUGGUGGAGUCAUCAGCCUUUCCGGGGGGAGUGGACGGCCCGUCGAAGGGUCCGUCCCAGUUGGCGGGUGGUGAUGUGGGUGUGGCCGAAGACGGCGCAGGCUUCGGGUUCCCGGCGGAGACGUUUUCGGACGUUUUCGGGGAUGUGGAUUUCGAUCCCGCGGGAGAGUUGUUGAAUGAGUGGAUGGGUGGGCAGCCGUUUUUGGGGAACUGGGUUGAUUUCUAG
Aspergillus japonicus CBS 114.51 is the source of this 1275-nucleotide messenger RNA. RefSeq names its product fungal specific transcription factor domain-containing protein. Bases 40 to 1275 code for a protein of 411 amino acids. NCBI's taxonomy places the organism in Eukaryota, Fungi, Ascomycota, Eurotiomycetes, Eurotiales, Aspergillaceae. The transcript has 4 exons. Gene Ontology annotation, molecular function: DNA binding; zinc ion binding. The record is from RefSeq and is a predicted model, not a curated record. Gene Ontology annotation, biological process: DNA-templated transcription.